This is a messenger RNA of Lytechinus pictus (painted urchin), 7037 nucleotides long. RefSeq lists its product as uncharacterized. Bases 447 to 1943 code for a protein of 498 amino acids. The transcript has a single exon. The record is from RefSeq and is a predicted model, not a curated record. Lineage: Eukaryota; Metazoa; Echinodermata; Echinoidea; Temnopleuroida; Toxopneustidae.
GUCAGGCUUCAUAACUCGUAUCAGGAAAUAAAACAGGGAGUAUACAUCACUGAGGCGGACUAUAGAAAACUUUCCCUACUGGCAUGGUUGGUGAUUUAGUUUUAGUUGGCAGAGCAAAUAGCAACAUCGUUUUUCUGGGUCGUUGAAUAACAGAGUUCUUGGAGCGUUAUUACUUGAUUUGAACAUCCAGAAUGUGAUAUUAUUCAAAGGAACCGUGUGACUAAUAGCCCUACUUUUGAAGCGUACGAAAUUGUUUCACCUGGUUCAGCAACUUCAAUCCCUAAAAAAACUAUUGCCACAGAUGCUUGUUUUCAAGAACAUUAGUAUUGAUUUAAUCUGUACAUCAGAAGUGGGAUUGGCAUUCAAAAUUAAGCUUUCUAUCCUGUCCUGGGGAGUCAUAACAGUUUGAUAAUCGAUGUGAGAAGUUCGCUUUUCCUGAAAUUAACAUGGUUAAGAAGAUCAUAAUGGCUAACGUGCCACGUUGCUUGCUAUUAAGGGUGCUAUUUUUGUGUACCGGUGUUUCGUUUACUUAUGGACUCUUAAGAAGUGAUCGUUUAGAAUGUUCGGCAACACCAGUGGAUGGUGUGAGACCAUUUCGCGUAGGACAGUAUGUCAACUUAGAAUGUAAUUGGGUAGAUUUGACCCCACCUAGCAACUUCCUUAGUAACGCAUCAUCUGUCGGUUCUACAGUUGCUACCAGGACCGUAUCUCCGACCACCGCGAGGGGGAGUACCUCCAGCAGAGCUGAUGAAAGACCCCAGCUCGCGUGGUUCCGGAGAGAGAAUCCUGAAAAAUUAAGUGAACUAUCGGCCAGCCAUGAGAUGCUCGUUAAGUGGCGUUUAGCCGGUGAUGAUUUCGGAAUUGAAUUCCUCUGUGCGGCGACGAACGGGUCCGAAAUUCUCUACACCACCACCUGUUCGUUGGUGCCAUUAAAGGUUGUCCCUGAGGUGACGAUUACCAGCUCGCCAGGGGAGCACCACGUCGGAAAGAGCAACACCUUUAAAUGCGAUGGGCAACCAGCGUCCGAGAUCCGCACCUAUGAGUGGUUCCUUAACGGGCGCCAGAAGUUUCCGGAGCAUGACGACCGAUUCGACGGUGACUCACAUAUCAUCGUCGACGACGAAAACGAUCACAGGCACCGGUACCUGACGUUUGACAGAUUGAACAUGACCGAUAAUGGAACUCUUAUUACUUGUGAAGCAUGGACAGUAGAUAAUAUCACUAGCGAGGCUUCUGUACUGCUAAUAAUUACAGAAGAGGUUGAAGAUAGGACACCAUGGACCAAAGAAUCAGUUGUGUUAAUUGCAUGUUUAACAGCUGGCGGUGCUCCAGUUCUUUUUCUCAUUAUAGUCUGUGUUAUUUGGUGUAUAAGUCGUACUUUAAAGAAACGCCGCCGCGGUUACGAAAUCGAUUACAGCGGUAGCUUCAAAAGCGACGACGACGUGCCCGCAGCGACAGAAGAAAACGGUGCGCCAUUACAGCGACGAUUCCAAAGUAACAAUGCGGGGAGUAACUCCAACCAUCACGGUGCCGGUACAACCGCGGCGGCGAUACAGCGGCCAAACUUCUUCCGCGAGAAGUUCAAUCGCUUCAGCCAGUUGUUUUCCGCUCCGACGCGGUACACCGACGACGAGUCCAUCUACGAGAACACGACGCCCUCACUGACCACGACGUUUAACGAGCAAAGCCUGAGCCGCGGAGGGUCAAUACCGAAAGGAGGAUCCAUCACCAGGGGAGGGUCCCUUCAGUUACCGCAUCGUCCACCGCUAACGAAGUCGGGGUCUACUGUUUCAACGCCGAUGUCGGCACCGUUAUGUUCUUCUAGUCUGUCAAGAAGCCGGCAUGUCGAAUCGGACGAACAAGAAUACGAGAAUUUCGUGCCAUUAAAAGAUUACGAUAAUACCCCGUCUGCACUAGACGGAACGACGUCACCUUCGUGGUAAAACGACAGAAGGAAAGGAAAUUAACAAAACUGCGAAAUUCUCAGAUUUCUCACUCUGAAAAUGAUCUCGUCUGAUUCGCCUAAAUGAGGAGAUUAUGUGACUGUUGUUAUGUAUAGUUGACAUCUUUUGAUAAGCCUCCAGCAAAAAACAUACCGGAAUUUUCAUAAUGCCAACGAAUUACCUGGAAGGGAAAAAGCACUAUUCUAGUCAGAACCAACAAAAUAUGACCAUGUUACUUGUUUUUAAGUCAAGUAGGGCGUUUUAUCAUUAUUUGUGUCCGACAAGUAAUUCAUGUUAUCGGAUCUGACAGCUUUUCUUGAUUUUAAUUGGUUGAAAAGCACAGUAACGAUGAAAACUAUCCGAUAAAAACACAUUUCGUCUCGUCGUCUGUUGAAACGGAGAUCCAAUGCACAAGUCCCACCAGUAGUCAGAGGGCUGAAUCUUACUUCUGAAGGAUUAUAAUGUGCAAUCAAUCGUAAACAUCAGAGUGUAAUCAAUUUUUAAGCUUUGUGUAACCGGACCAUGUCUCCAUGGGUCCAUUUGCGGGCGCGUCGUGGUCUAGUGGGUCUGACUCUUGCCUUUCAAACAGAGGGUCGUGGGUUCGAAUCCUAGCCAUUAAGCCAUGGCGUGUUUUCCUUCAGCAAGACAUGUAUCCGCAUUGUGCUGCACUCGACCCAGGCGAGGUGAAUGGAUACCCGGCAGGAGUAAUUCCUUGCAUGCAUUGAGCGCAUGUGAUGGUAGCUCGAGCUAAAGUCGGGGUAAUAAUAGCAGCGCUUUGUAUCCUCAGGUAAAAAGCGCUUUAUAAAAACAGCCAUUAUUAAUAUUAUUUCAAUAACAAAUUUACAUUAACAGUUCAAAGCCAUUGUAAUCGUUUGAUUUGAUGGGCUGAUAGAAACUUUGCACUUGUUAUCACAACAAGUCUUCAUGAAACGGGAAUUAGGGGUCCGUUUCAUACCGAACUUAUAAUCAGUGGCGUCAUGAGGUUACUAUUUUGAGCGGGCCAGGUAUGGCGUAUGGGGCGGAAAAAUAAAUAUCGAAAAAUCUGCGAGAGAGUGAAGCGAGGGAGCAAAAAUGUUGAAAUUUUUUAAGUUUGUGAUUAUGACAUACUAUUCAGAAAAUGAUAUCAUCCAUUCUCCCACCCCUCUUUCCCCUUUUUGGUCGUGAAAACUUUUGUGGGGGCUGCGGCCCAAAGCCCCCCCCCCCCCCAUCUGUACGCCAGUGUUUAUGAUUAUGCUUACUUUGCCAAUCUGGUAACUACGAAGGUAACAUUGCUCAGCAGGAAAUUAUAAUCAAGGUUUCCAUGUCAGUCACGACAAUUGAAAAGUUACCAUCUUUACGAAAUCAUCUGUUAAAGACAAGUUUACUAUUCGACACUAUUGAAAGUGGUCGCUUUUCGGUCUAGCAAUAAAUGUGUUUGUUAUCCAUAUCUUAUAUGAAUUUUUUGUUAGCUGCAGCUAUUUCACACGCGUGUCCAUGGGGAAAUUUUCAAAGGUGUGACACAGUCUAAACAAAAAAAGAAGUUCAGAGUGCGAUGUGCACUACCGGAGGGGUGUAUAUGGGCUUUCCAAUUGUGUUGGGAAAUGCAUUUCCUCUUUGUUUAAUCAAAUUAAUUGUCUACUCUACCGGAAAAAAGUUGUUAACCUCAAUGAAAGUGUGUCGGUCACUAGGCCCUUGUUUAAAUAACAUUUUUAUAUAAAAACUGUGUUACGAACUGCUGUAUGUUUUUAAGACCCCUUUCCUGUAUUUGUUUGAUUUAUCUGGAAUUUAGUUAGCGUGCAUGGAAGUCGUAUAUAUAGCAAUGUCCUUUGUUUUAAGUGAAUUUUUAGCUCGAUAUCAUUGUUAUCAUGUGUGAGUAGAUGGAAUUAAGAGCCAUCGUUUAUCAUAGAUCUCAGUGUAUAAUUCUAUGUACUUUAAUUGGGACUCCUUUAUGUGAACGUAAUGAUAAAUAAGGUUAUGUGUUUUGUUUUACGUUAAUAUGUUUAUCUCUUUUUUACUACUGAUCAAAUAUGUUUACGCCCAAUAUUACUUAAGUCCUUCUAUUUUCAAACACAUGUACCCGAAAGUUUUGAAACAUAAUUAUGCAUAAAGAUCUGUAGAUUGUUUUAAUGUUAUAAAUCAAAAAUACAAAUCAUGGGAAUAUAGUCAUUAUGACGGACCAGUUCAACGUUUAUCGGAUUCUGUUAGGUUUGGUAUUGUUAUCGAGGAAAUGCGUGAUUCAUGUAUUCGAAAGCACCGAUUCUGCUUCCUUCCUCCAUGCGAACUGUGUGUUAUAUGACUUCUAUUUUUCUUUGUUCUCUCAUGGCAACGUCAUAUUGGAGUCAAGUUCAACGGUUCAUAUGCAAGUAGUUUAGUGCAGGGAGGCAAUAAUACACAGUAAUGGUUUGGGCGUUUUGUAGACCCUGCCUUGACCCCUUUCGAGGUUGCCUCAUCGUUUAGCAGAUGUGGUAGUUUAAAGUGAUACCACAUAACCUACAAUACACUCCAAAGACCAUCUGAAUCUAGUGAUAAGCGAUUUUUGUAUGUUUAACUAGAAUAACAGGCCUGUUAAAUACAAUCUAGUAACCUUAAACUUUCUGCAACAGCUUUUUUUUUGUCCUAGUCGAAAUUGAGACAAGGAUUUCGUCAUAACGACCAAUAUAAAUUUCAUAAAGCUGUUCGAAAGCUACUCUAACUUUGCGCGCGAAUUGUGACCCGGCCUUUGUUAUGAUGGAGUGCAUUCCUUAUACUGGUAGUCCACAAUCGAAAUUUUGAUUACCAAAAAAAAAGAAAGAUGCUACGAAAAUCAUAUUUCAACUGUUGGUAAUGGGACUAAAAAUGAUUGAAAAUAUGAAAUAACGCCCAACAUAGUGUGUUAAUGUCAGCAAAUGUGCGUGUUUUGUAACUUAGGGAACCGCCUAUAGGGAAAUAAAACCUUUGGAACAAGUGGGCUUGUGUGGAAACGGAAAAAUCAAAGAAUAAGAUCAAAGAAAGUUUGAGAAAAAUCGGACAAACAAUGAUAAAGUAAUGAGGAUUUGAAUAUUGCAAUCACUAAUGCAAUUUAGAUCCUCUAAUUGGCAAUGCGACCAAGAUGUGUGAUGUCACAUGUGAACAACUCUCCCUUUGAUGGACUAUAAAUUGCCUCCAAAAUGUCUCUUUUUGCUCUUUCCUAUGAUGAUACAAGCUCUGUAUCUAUAAUGUAUUCUUUGAGAAUAUGUAUUACAUGCUCUCCUAUCAAAAGAAUACAUGAUCUACAAGUAUAUGUAACAAAAGAUGCAGUUUAAGUGAAAUAUGUUAUGCAAAAGUAAUGGGAAAGUUGUUCACAUGUGACAUCACAUAUCUUUGUCGCAUUGCCAAUAGGAUGAUGAGCAUUACAAUAAUGAUCGAAACUUCACAUGUUCAAUACCUUCUUAAUAUUUAUUCAUUUUUUCUCAAACUUUCGUUUAUCUUUUUCUUUGAUUUUUUCUGGUUUCGUACAAGCUAUCUUGUUUCAAAGGUUUCAUUUCCCUAUAAUGAAAACAUCCACUGGUUGACGAUUUUGAGAGAUCUGUGGUCCGUCGAGGGCGGAGGGGGGGGGGGGGGGGGCAAAACGACCCUCCCUCAUAGACUGUUGUACAAAUUCGAAGUUCGAGGGCGGGGGGGGGGGGGAGGGCACCUCAAAACCCCUUUCCCCGGGAAUCGCUGAAACACCAACCCGGACCUGCUAAAAUCAUGAAAUUAUUAUUCAACCCUCGGAAUGUAAAGGCAUCAGCACCAUUUUCAACUGAUCUGAUCUUAUCACAACGGUUAACGUAACUAUAGAUAUUAUUUGACAAUACUCAUUUUCCACUGUCUUGUUAGUUAAUCAAGUGAUUGCACUCUUGUGGCACAGUGUUCUACCCAAAAUCCACCACCAUAGAGGUGCCAUUUUUGUACGUGUUUUCUUCCAUCUCGAUUGUGUUAAUCACGACUUAAUUAAUGUUCAGUUUAAAACGACUAGUAAUAGAAUAAAUCAAGUUAGUUUGUUUUAAUAAUGAAUGGUUUUGUAUAUAGCAUUACUGAAUUCACUGCAAUAAUCAUGAUUAUCAUUUAAUUCUAGUAUAUUCUGCUUUAUUCUUUAAGCUUAAUUUCAAUCAAACCUCUGUAUAUAUAAAUAAAAUGAAACGUAUAAUUAUGUUUUUAAAAAAUCUAGCGAACAUCGGAAGUUAUUGAAAAUAUACUAUAUUUUGUCAGGUUUUUUUUACAUUCAGUGGGAGUGAUGUAAAUAUGUUGAAAAUAUAUAUAUCGAUUAAGAAAAUGUGAAAAUAAGUUGCAAUUCCCGAUUUAUUUCCGAAUAUUAUUGUGAGAGUAUAUCAACGGUAGUCUUGACUUUAAGUUCUCAAUGCCUUUUUAAUUUUAUUCGUUAAAGUAUUUUAAUUGUCAUUUUUAUGAUAAUUCUAUUCUUCUGAUGAUCUAUGUAACACAUGUAUUAGAACAAACAGAUGAUAUAACGUGCAUAUCAAGAAUGUUCUAUGAAUGAAAUACAAGAAUACAGAUACAUGAAUUUAAAAAGCUACAACGAUGACUUUAUCAUGAGUAUUGUGCAUGCUUAUUUUUCUAUUAAGGACGAGUCUUCCGUAAUAGGGGAUUACUCUGAAUGAAUUAAUGAAUACGACAAACUCUAGCAGGCAUAACGCAGAUAACUGUAUGAAAUUCAGAUAACAUUUAUAAAAAAGUGGAAUUUUAAUUUUGCGAUGCUAACUUUUCAUGAAAUGGUAUCAUAAACAUAAUGGGCAUAAAGACAGUCGAUGAUGUCACACAUCUUAAUUUCCUUUCUUGUUUAAAUUAGAAAUUUGUCAAUAUUUUGAUUUUCCUCCAGAUAAUGUCGCCCAUGUUUUAACUUCGCAUGAUCGCCGUUUUGCAAUUUUUUGUUCUUUUGUCUCCGUUGAUAUACUUUGUAUUUUAUCUUGUCCUUUCUUUACUACGUAUUCUACUUAACCACUGUUUGGGGAACUUCGCUUUUACAAGGCCUCUUGAUGUUUUGUGCCGUUCCCUAUUUCAUUUUCAUUUUUUCUUUUGCUUGUUAAUAAUUUCUUAUAUUUUGUAUUAUGUAUAUUUUUUAACCCAGAACGAAAUAAAUGCGAAUUGAAUUGAAUUGAA